UAUACGUUCAAAGGCAUGACCAUACCCAGUGAGAUUCUCACUAGAUUUGGUGUGCCAUACUUUUUCACUUCAAAUUUUUGCUAAUCUGCGAAACAGUAUUACUUUAUUUUGGGGUUGGUAAAGAAAAAUAGGUACAAGUGUACUGUUGUCAAAAUUAGAUUCACAAGCAUCGACGUAUCAAAACUGGACACAAUGAAACUGCGUAGAUUGCGACACGUGUUAUUGUAUGGUUUAAAACAAUUCAAUCCUAUUGUUUAGAAGCUGAGCUUUCAUACUUUUCAUAGCAAUAGAAUUUUCACAAAGUUUACUUACAAAACACAACAUUUCGAGCAAUUAUCCACAGCGUCAAACUAGCCAUCGGAUCCGCAAACUAGCAAGAUUUUUCCCUUUCGUCUGUUUGCAAUCACUACUUUUCGAGAUCUAGGUAUUAAUAGACAAGUGAAUGCUAGCUGAAUGUUAACCGGAACAAGACAGCUUUUGAAGUCACUGAAAUCACGAAGAUUCUUGUGCGAGUGCCUGUUACACGGCGAGUUUACAAGCAAGGCACGGCUAUAAAAGAUGUUCCAUGUAGAAGAAACAAACAGUAAAUUCUUCGCAGGGAUGUUCUUACAGUGAUAUAACUUAACAUAUAGACUGCACAAUCUCUGAAUUGUCUUUAUAUUAGAGCAUACUGACAUAAAGACUGUGCCUGGGUUCAUGUUGCAACUGAGCUGUUUAAGAAACCUUCAAGAAACUACCAUUGUAUAAAAAUUAUUUAUUGAAAAUUUGGCCGUCGUUUAAGGUGUUUAAAGUAAAUUGAGGUACAUAUACUUUCUAUGAAACGAAACGUGGGCGUAUAUGAAAUUAACUUAUCAAUAUAGACUUACAAUUUGGUGUUGGAGUUUUGGAGUUGGGAAAUACUGUACAUAACAUAGUCAUUGCUGAAAAAAUUCCUUGUACUUUGGAAGGAUGCUACUUCUUUGUACUGGAUGUUGCUAUGAUAACUUAAAUGCCAAAGAUGGCAGAUUUCUAGUUGCAAAACAAAUUAAGAAUAAAAUCAUCAAGAAGGUUGAAUUCUCGCCCCUCCCGUCAUAUAGGACUUAGAAGAACGAGUAUCUAAAGUUGAAAAUUUAAACAUCCGUGACUUGUUACUCCUUAUAUUACGCUAAAGAAAUUCUCUUGUCGAUCAUCGUUCAUUCAUAAUUCAUAACUAAAUCAGAAUAUUCAAAAAAAUUAAUAGAUUUUUGACCAUGUAAUUUUAUUUGGCUGAUCUAUGACUGAUCUGCCUUUGAACAGCCAUGAGCCGCUAAUUAAUUUUUAAGUAUUUACAUAUCAUUAUGACUGGUCAUUCUACCUGACGGGCACAGGUUAACUGUCGGCAAGCCUGUAUUUGGAUGUAGGAGGCUUUCGGCUAAUGUGCAUUUGUGGGAACCAAAAGCACUGAUGUCUUAUUGGGAAGAAAAUAUAAAAUGUGGUCAGCGUGGGGCCGUUUGCGUGAUUACGUGUAUGGCCUAUUGUUUUUAAGCAAUAUAGGCCAGUCAAGAGACUCUUAAUGAUGUCAUACCAAUACAGCAGCUCUGAAUGAACAUAAAUUGUAAGCGUAACUUUAGGGAUAAACAAUAGAGCAAAAAUGAUUGUUUAUUGAAAAAGAAUGAUAGUUGCGGCCAGGGAAAUAGAUCUCUGAAAUAGGCUGAAGAAUACAAGGUUAUUUUCUGGUAAUCAAUGAAGUUGUGCGUGUUGUACUAAUUACAAGGUUAAUAGAAUAAGAUUACAAGGUUAAUUUCUGGUUACUGUACCAAAGAUUUGCUGACUGCCAAGGGUGGCGUGCUUCUGUAAUAGCUACAGUAAAACAUUUAGCGCCAAUUUUCUUAAAUGAAGAAACUUCUACCAAUGUCAUUUCUUAAAAAUGCAUAUUGAUGGCUUUCGUUCUUUUGUCUAGUUUAUCAACAAUUAGGUUAAUCGUCGUUAUCUGAUGAAGGGCAGUUCUGUUAAGCAUUUGAUUAUUAUGAUCAAUUGAUCAUUGCCUAUCGAUAAGCAUUUGAUUAUUAUGAUCAAUUGAUCAUUGCCUAUCAUUUAAGGUUAUGCAUUAGUACUGAUAAUUGAUCUACACGAAUUGAUAAACUGAUAGCCACACAUCAAUGAUUGACAAGUUUUGUAAUCAAUCUUAUUCUUUAUCGAGUCAACAAAUAACUGUUUAUUUCUGCCUGAUAUGAUUUUAUUUAUUUUUUGCUAAGUAUACAUAAUGAUCUUUAAUACAAGGAAAUCAUCACUGUCUAUUACGUAUAAGGCUAGGCUGAAAUGUCCACUGCCAAUUGUUACACACUAUCAAUACUUUUCUAGUACGUGCAAUCGUCCGGUUGCUAUACAUCAUUGCCCGGUAAGAUUUAUCAAUUGAUGAUUGCAAUGAAUCAAUCACGGUCCACCUUUUGCAAGAAAAGCAACUGUACUUCUCCUCUGUACUGUAUAGAUAAUGCAAUCAUCUACCUUGGGUGCUAGAGCCUUAAAUAGUGGAUCGGUGAAAGAGCCUUGACAGUCACUUUCCCUGAAGCUCUGGUACCCAUGGUAACAAUCAUCUAGAUAUCUUCUUUUAGAUAAGUGAUACUUGAUAUAUGGCUUCAAUGAAAAAGUCACAUUUAUUCAAACGUUAGAUUAAGAAAAGAAAUAAUACGGUGCAUCAUAUUUUUAAAUCUCAUGUUGAUUCUUUCUUGUUUUUUAGGCAUCCUUCUCACCUUGUUUUGCAUUGUAAGUCUUAACUUUCGCGCCAUAUACACCCAAUCCUUCAAUUCUACACCUUUACUCAAUUUUCAACUUUCACUCUCCCUUUUCUUUAACCUGAUGAACAGUCAUGCUCGACACGCCCUAAUAAAAAAAUAUUUCUUCGUUUAUAAGCUUUUUGAUUAAGUAACAUUUUGUUUUGUAUUUGUAUUUGUUGCUACCUAGCAUCCGAAGGUAAUUUUUAGGACACUGAGAAGCUAUGCUUGUCGAGCAGUGUCCUGGUCCUUCCUCUCGAUGUGACCACACCUCGUGAUUCCUACGCCUGGAUUACAGAUAGCUGGCGACUCUCCCCACUCUGGGUGAAAGUUUGGUCAUGCCAGGGGCUCGAACCACGGACCCUUGGGUCUGUAGUCAGCGCCUCUAGCAACUGAGCCAUCCUCACACCUUUACAUUUGUAACAUUUACAUUACAUUUGAUCGGAGUCAUUUGUCUAAUAACCGUCUUAAACAGAUGGAAUAUUAGACAUGAUGGCCUAUAUAUAAAAUAUUCUAGUAGAGUGUGCAUUCAAACAAGUGGGAUUUUAUUCAUAUUUAUGUCAGUUAUUUGUUUUUUAUAGGAUGCCAUAUAAUGUUGUGACGCCAGAUCUUAUGGUUGAUUACAAAAGUGUUUUCUAAUUUCUAAUUUCAUGAAAGAACGUGGAGUUGAAAGUGAAAACUGCAUUUUUUACCCAGAACAUUCUUUUGCAAGGGUAUAUGCUGCUAGGAAACUUAGGAUUAAAGAGCAAAUAAUAAUCUAAAAGCCAUAUUAAAAUGGAAGGAGAAAACAUUUCUAAAUUUUCUAACCAACAUUUUGGGAAGAAAACAUACACCCCAGUCAAUCUCUUGGUAACAGCUGUUUUCUUAGUAUUCGCAGAGCUGUGAAAAUGGUGUCAGAUUGACAUAGUUUUCUAUAAUCAUCAUCAUAUAUUUUUUACUUUUUCGUUAACAUUAUAUAAUCAAAAUUUCUAGUAAGCAUAAAUAAGCCUAUCAUUUGUAAUUAACUUUUAAGCCUUUUAGAUUUCUUGUAAAUAUUAGCUGAGAGAGGUUUUGUGAAAUCAGAGUUUCCCCUUUCCUGUUCUUUCGACGAAAUCUUUCGUGAACCUAAAUCAAUCGAACUGAAAAAGUCCAACCUAAUCUCGAUGGGUACGUAGUUUACAGUAUUUUGCCUCCAUCGAUCAAGAAUUCCCUGGAAAAAACUGUGAUUCUGCGUGGAGUGCAGGCAAACUUUUGCUUUUUCACUAUCAUAAUAUUAAAGUGGAUGCAUAGCAUGCAAUUUUUGAGGCUGUUAAGAAAAAUCGAUGAUUUUGAAUCAAUUAACAGCCAAAAGUGUUUAAUAUUUAAGUUCUCGUGGUCAGUCCGUGGGAAGAGCAACAAGGGACCUAUUUGCAUAACAGUAUAUAAAAUACAGACCGUGCAAAAUAGUUAGUAGCACAGCUGUUUGGCGAAAAGCAGCUCCAUAGCAAAUUCAAGAGCUGAGUUGCAACUCUCAGUAUAAUUAACUAGAAAUGCAGUUCAACAAGGCCCUCAGCUGUCAAGCGUUGUUGUAAGAGCUUUGCUGAGCUGUCAUCUGACUUCUGGAACUUCAAGAAGAAGAAACGACAUUUGCUACAACUGCUAGGAAUGUAGAGCAUCUGCACAUUGAUCAUGAACAAUACAUGGCCUAAUACUUCAAUCAGCCAAACAGACAGCACCAUUUUCGUAUUUGAGACAAGGUGUCAUUUCUUCAGGGAAACAUACGUGUAUAGUUCGGCCUUUAAAUGGAGCUUCCUUUCAGUCGGUCUCUUGGAUGUUAUUUUGGCAGCCCUUACAAGCACCCUAAAUCUGUUCACCUUAGUAGUAAUAUACAAAUCAAAAUCUCUGCAUACCUCUUCAAAUAUGUUCAUUGCUGGACUUGCAACAUGUGACUUGUGUACCGGAUUUAUAACAUUUCCUUUGAACGCAACAUUAAACUUCUACUUUAGCGCGGCAAAGACGCCAUGUGCCUUGCGACUGACACUUAAUUUCGUUGGGUACUUCUUCGGACACAACGGAGUCCUUACGUUAGUGCUUAUAGCCACAGACCGAUACAUAGCUGUCUUUCAUCCGUAUGAAUACGAGAUGUAUACCUGCACGAGAAGAAAUAUUCUAUAUGCAUUACUUCUAGCGUGGGCUGUUUCCCUUGUCUUCGUCGCGGGCAGUUUUUUCACGCCAAAUUUCAUGCUUUAUACGAUAUUUGUUGCCAUUACGCUACUUGUUCUGCUUAUUUGGAGUGUCUACUCCCAAGGCAAAAUCCUUAACAUCACGCGGCAAAUUCUGAGAGAAAUCCGUCCGACGAACCACUCAACAGUCGAGCCUGAGACGUCAGUUUUCGAAAGUCAGUGUGUUUCUGAACCAACUGAUGGAAGCUGCGCGUAUACCGUGCAGACCGCAGAAACUGCCCGUGCGGAGUUAAGGGAAAUAAAAAGAAAGGCGAAAGACAAUCUCAACGCUAUAAAGGUAACCGCACUAAUUAUAGGCGCACAAUAUCUAUGUUACAUUCCACAUGGCGUUGUCGUGAUACUAUAUCUACUUGUCGAACCAACAACAUCUCUUCACAUUGCACAUGGCUGGACUGGAACUCUGGCGCUCAUGAACUCGACUCUCAACCCGAUUAUCUAUUGUUGGCAACUCAAAGGGUUUAUUCGCGCCGCUCGAAUAUUGCUGAGUCGUAGCAGAUAAGAGAAUAUUCGCGCGGUUCAUCAAGAAAGAUACUAUAGUAGAUUAAGUAGUAGGGCAUACCAGUAAUGACGUAGAAAAUGAGCCACUCACUAAAGAGGUUCAGAGUUAUCAACAGUGGCAAUGAGAGCGCUGGCUUUUUCUUGAUCAUUGAUUCUACGAAGGUUGAUUAAUUGAUAGAUAAAUCAUUGUUCAUGAAAGUAGAAAUGAUGCUGAGAAACUUUACAUGCUAUGUUGAUAAAGAAACAACUAGUUUGGUGAGGAUGGGAGAUGCUAAGACGAAACUGAUGUAUGAGCACAAAGUUGAGUGAUGAUAUCAUAAACGCAAGUGGCUGGAACAACGCCAAUGUACUUUGAGAAUAUGUAACUUUGUAUUAAACGAUCAAAGCAGCGGAGGCUUUGUGACAUCGUCCUAUGUCAUAGACUAAUUGAUCACGUGCUUAAUCAACCAAACAUUGGAUAAAAUACUAAGAAUGCUGUUUGCAGAGAAAUUAUUCGUGAACGAGUAUAAAUUUUCUUGUAUAUAAACACGACAAAGCCAAUGUGCUUGAAUUUUCUUGAAAGUUAAAACGAGUUUUGAAGGCUUCGCUAAUUACUUUGUCAUCAUUGCAUUUUCGAAGCUCUAACAUUUGGCAUAAGCUCUGAAUGUUUUGGUAAUCUGGACUGAGAAGGAUUUUAAAUCUUUUAUGUUUUAAUUUGCAAAUAUAGUGUCACGUAAAACCACUCAUUUGAGAAAAUGCACAAGUGGUUUCCAUAGGAUAACAGAACCUUCGUAUUUAUCAAGGCAAUAAGCAGAUGCGGAUGAGCUGUGAGUUCAACGGGAUAAUUGGAUGUUGCGCAGAUAAAUAUAUACUUAAACGAUUAAAUGUUUCGGGCAGAGAUAAUGCAAGUUAUAGCUACUGCUUUCAAAAUACAUGAUUAGCAAAAAUAUGCUAGAAAACAUGCAGGGAUCGCCUAAGCACACAAGUACUUAAUUAGCUAGCUAUACGUCAUUGUAUGUUAUACAAGCACUCGACGGCUAAGUUAUUUCCCUAUUCUGUGGUCCGGUGCUACUAGCCUGAUAGCCAGCCCAUUAUUCUAAAGGGAUAAGACCUGUUCCUUUAGAAAAAUGGGCUGGUUGUCAGGCCAAGGUGCUACAUGUUAUCAGGCUCUGAAACACUGCAAAUAUCUUGAGUUGAUUACAUUUGAAAAAUGGUCUUAAAUCUUCUAAUCAGGAAUCAAAAUCUUAUUUAUAUUCCAGAACUCAGACAGCCCCAGUUACCCUCAUAGUCUCCAAUAAGCCUAACAACCUUCAAUGAGCCCAACAAAAUACAAUAAAUGUACCCCAGUGAUCCCACGACUUCCAAUAAACCCCACAGCGCCAAUAAACUCUGUAGUUUCCAGAACCCCACAGCUCCCUUCAAACCCACAACCCUAAGCCGUUUAUGCAGUCCCCCAUAAAAUAGCCCCCAGAAUACCCCAGCUGCCUCACAAAUUAAGCAGUCUUUAGUAAGCACCGUAGCCUCAAGUAAACCCACAGCUCCUGCGUAAACCAAGGAGCGAAAAUAUAUCCUUGUGGUCAACCAUCCGUACAGAAAUACGACUAGAGAACUUUAUUGUAAGUAUGUUCAUAGUAGUGAAAUUUUAAGUUAUGCUUGUAUAAUGGAGGAAAUUGUUGUUAAUGAACUAAUUCAAUUUAAGUUAAUAUGUUUCCUCGGAGCCUGGUGUAAAAGAGGAAACAAUAAAGUUGUAGAUUUGAUUAAUAUAUAAAGUUGUGUCCAAGACGCCUGCCUGUAUGAACCUCAUAAAAAUGUUUGUGUUUUUGCACCUCUUGUCUCUUUUCCAAUGACCAGUUUUUAUACGGUACGUCCGGUACGUUAUCGACAGUUCAUAAUAUAACUUGCUUUAGGUGUUAUAAUUACCAGGUAGUCUUAUAAAGCCCUUUAGUCGCAUAACAGUUUUUGAAAGGAUCAAAAUACGUAAUGUAACUGGUACAGUAAUGGAAUGCAAAGUGACCUUAUGGCAAGUGUUACCAUGCAAAUAUGGCAAGUAUUAGUCACAUAGCUUAUUAUAAUGGCCCUCGUUUGUCGUGCGACUAUCAAGAACGCCAAAAGAAGUGCCAUUUUAAGGAGUAAAACAUGUAAAAGAAAACACAAAUUGCAUUAUUUUUUGCUCCAUGUGAUAUCUAUGUUUAUAAUUUCAUCUCUUUCUUACAAAUUUUACAAUUUUAGCGCAGUAUUUCAGCAUGCAAAUUCAAGCACGUAUAGAAUUUUCAAAAUCUAACAAGCAAAUUUUUAUUUGGCAAUUUCUUAGAAACUAAUGAACAAUCUAAUGAACAAAAACAGAAUCCCACAUUUUUUUAGUUUCCUUUUUAGCUUGUGCAUUUUCAGUGUAAUUCAAACAAUCGAUAUUCCAGAAUGCCAAUCCACGCAAACCAAGAUCGUUAAUUCCAUGUGCAUACUUUCUUGCCAGACUGUCAGGAUCAUCAUACCAAAUUUGAUGGAUCUUACCGCUUGUUUCCUUGUAAUUGAAAAAUGGAGUCUGGCUCUGUUCGUCAAAGUGUCUUCCGUCGAUAGCCAUUGGCAAAUAGGUCGACAUUAUGUUGGAGUAGCAAUACUGUGUCCCUGCAGCGUCACUACAUUCGACCCCUCUGAAUGGAACUUUUUUAAUUGCACAGACGUUUUUUUCAAACUUUGUGCAGGGGUAGUUGUAUCCAUACCAUGGCAGUCCAAGAACCAACUUUUUGGCAGGUAUUCCAAGCUUACGGUAUUUAUCAAUCCCUUAAAAAUACAUUGCAAUUUUUAAUUCAUCUAGAAAUAUCCAAGUUUGGUUAUUUGUUGAUAUUGCGAAAAAGAUAACAACUGAAUCAUAAAAAUAAUUGUGACGAAACUUUCAGGCGAUUAUAAAUAUGAUAUAUGUUGCUACGCAAUUUCUAUAUGUUUUCAUUACAACUAGCAGCCUCUCUAUUUCAAAUAAGAACUAAUUCGCGAUUUUCGUUUUCUAUCUAGAAUACAGUGUAAUGUGAGUACUUGAACCAAGGCAUAGUUUUACUAAAAAGCAAGCUCGCAAAAACAAACGGUAAAUGGCCUACUAAGGUCUAUGUUGCAGAUGAUUGAUCAGGUUGUCCUACAACCUCUUAUGACAUGCAGUAUAGCAGCUUGCUGCGCAAUAUGGAACUUUCAAAAUGGAGUUUCAAAGUGUUUAAGUUGAUAUUUGCAAGCAAAGUGAACAAUUCUUAACGUCAGUUUAACAAGCCACCUCCAUCUUACGUUCACCAGAAAUUCGAGUGUUUUAUGUCAUUAUGUUCGCAAAAAUGUCUACUAGAUGUUUGUAAUAGGAAUGUAGAAUGAACGAAUGAAUGUAAAUAAGUCAUUGACUGUUUGUUUAUCUGUUCAAACACAAUAUCAAAAAACUUUCGAAACACUUUGCUGCCUUUCUCUUUGAAUUUGUCUUAGGUAAAGGGUAUUUGAAAAUAACUCUGUUGAACUUUUGUCCUAUAUUUGAAAAGGUUAUACAACAUUAAUUAAAAGUGUUUGUUUAAAAUCUUAUUCACGAUAUAUAUAGAAAUUCAUCAAAAAACAGCCAACAUUUCACCAUCAACAUUCACCUCCUCGAUAAAACUGGAGCCUGGGCACUACUCUAAAACCCGCGGGAAUCGCUCCGGCAAAUCUGACAUCAGCAGGGAAGGAAUUUCGAAAACUGCUGACACAGUUUUCAAGUCGAAAGAUCAUAUACAUGAAAACUAUGACAAAAAUACAUUUAAACGACACAUUCAAUAAGACACAAGCGGUAAAAGCAGCCAAUUUGAUGACCGAUAAUGCACAAAUUCGAAUCGUGUCUCUGAGAUGGCUGUGGAAAUUGAGACAAUGUUAUGCUCAACUUCUUUCAAGAAGAAAUGUUCAAAGAGUUUGUCCUCGGAUGCAUCCAGAAAG
Messenger RNA from Rhopilema esculentum, 9337 nucleotides. NCBI's taxonomy places the organism in Eukaryota, Metazoa, Cnidaria, Scyphozoa, Rhizostomeae, Rhizostomatidae. The record is from RefSeq and is a predicted model, not a curated record.